Messenger RNA from Bacillus rossius redtenbacheri, 4865 nucleotides. It is a transcript of the gene fz, whose product is annotated as frizzled-2. NCBI's taxonomy places the organism in Eukaryota, Metazoa, Arthropoda, Insecta, Phasmatodea, Bacillidae. The transcript is spliced from 2 exons. The record is from RefSeq and is a predicted model, not a curated record. Bases 283 to 2004 code for a protein of 573 amino acids. Gene Ontology annotation, biological process: canonical Wnt signaling pathway; non-canonical Wnt signaling pathway. Gene Ontology annotation, cellular component: plasma membrane. Gene Ontology annotation, molecular function: Wnt receptor activity; Wnt-protein binding.
CACACAUACACUCUAUCUCUCUCUCAUCACACAUUGGGAGCGAGAGAGCGGCCAUUUUCACAGUUCUGUUUAGUUCUGUUCGCGAAGCAACACUGGGCGGUAGUGUUUGUUUUGGCGCGCGAAGGAAACGUUUAUGUGACGAUGUGAUUGUGUGAUUAGUAAUACUGAAAAUUUAAUGCUCAGGUGGAAUGCUUUGUUAUGCAACGAUAGUGAUGUUAAAGUUCUGAAAAUGCGAGAAAUAAAUUGAUGUUUGUGGAAGUGGCGUUUUGAUUGUUUGUGAAAAUGGGCUGCUGGUGGUGGAUGCUGUGCAGCUGGGCCGCGCUGGUGUCCGCGUCCCAGCACGGCGGCAUGGCAUCUCGCAUGUCGGACCGCGACAGUCUCCCACACCACGGCCGCUGCGAGCCGAUAACCAUACCGUUCUGCAUGGACAUCCAGUACAACGAGACCAUUUUCCCCAACCUGCUGAACCACCAGAAGCAGGAUGAAGCAGGUCUGCAGGUGCACCAGUUCUUCCCCCUGGUGAAGGUGAAGUGCAGCCCGGACCUGCAGUUCUUCCUGUGUUCCAUCUACGCGCCCGUGUGCACGAUCCUGGACCGACCGCUUCCCCCGUGCAGGUCGCUGUGCCUGUCGUCGCGGCUGGGCUGCGAGGCGCUCAUGAACAAGUUCGGUUUCCCGUGGCCGGACGAUCUGGACUGCGACAAGUUCCCCGAGACGGGCCAGGACCUGUGCGUGGGCGAGAACAAGACGAGCGCUUCCGCCGGGCCGGACGGCGCCGGCCCCAGGGACUCGGUGUACGGCGGCCUGGACACCGGCUACGGCCCGGCGUACCCGCAGUUCCCCGAGGGCGCUCGCAACUUCGGCUUCGUGUGCCCCGUGUACUUCAAGGUUCCGGCAGACCUGGAGUACUCGCUCAAGGUGGGCCAGAAGACCGAGAAGAACUGCGGCGCGCCCUGCGAAGGCUUGUUCUUCACCAAGGAAGAGAAGCGUUUCGCGCGCGUGUGGGUGGGCGCGUGGUCGGUGCUGUGCGCCGCCUCUUGUCUCUUCACCGUGCUCACCUUCCUGAUCGACACGGACCGCUUCAGGUACCCGGAGCGCCCCAUCAUCUUCCUGUCCGUGUGCUACUUGAUGGUGGCGCUGGUGUACGUGGUGGGCUUCGCCUCCGGGGACUCGAUAGCGUGCAACAAACCGUUCCCGCCUCCUCCGGACCUGCCCAGGAUUCCGAUGGUGCCGACGGUGGUGCAGGGCACCAAGCACAAUUGGUGCACCAUCAUGUUCAUGGUGCUGUACUUCUUCGGCAUGGCGUCGUCCAUCUGGUGGGUGGUGCUGACGCUGACAUGGUUCCUGGCGGCGGGCCUCAAGUGGGGCCACGAGGCCAUCGAGGCCAACUCGCAGUACUUCCACCUGGCGGCCUGGGCCGUGCCUGCCAUCAAGACCAUUACCAUCCUCGCCAUGGGGAAGGUCGAAGGAGACAUCCUGAGCGGAGUGUGCUACGUGGGGCUGUGGGACGUCGACGCCCUGCGCGGCUUCGUGCUGGCGCCCUUGUUCGUGUACCUGGUGCUGGGCACGGUGUUCCUGCUCGCCGGCUUCGUGUCGCUGUUCCGCAUCCGCACCGUCAUGAAGCACGACGGCACCAAGACCGACAAGCUGGAGAAGCUCAUGAUCCGCAUCGGGGUGUUCUCCGUGCUGUACACCGUGCCGGCGCUCAUAGUGCUGGCCUGCCUCUUCUACGAGCAGGCGUCCUUUGACCUGUGGAUGCUCACGUGGAGCGCCGACAACUGCUCGCACCCGGGCCGCCCCAACGUCUACUCCAUCCCGUGUCCCGUGGGCGAGCGGGGCCGCGGCCUGGGCCGCCGCCCCGACUUCGAGGUCUUCAUGAUCAAGUACCUGAUGGCGCUCAUCGUCGGCAUCACGUCCAGCUUCUGGAUCUGCUCGGGCAAGACCAUCGGCAGCUGGCGCAAGUUCGCGCAGCGCCUGCGGGGCCGGCGCGUCGAGGCCUACGUGUAGCGUUAGUGCGGCGUCUCUUGGACAGCGAGGCCACCACGUGUAGCAUUAGUGCGGCGUCCUUUGGACAGCGAGGCCACUUACGUGUGGCGACGCAUUUUUCCCUUUGUACGGAUCGCUGUGCGUCUCUUGAACAGCGAGGCCAAAUGAAACAAAGAAAACAAUCGGCCAUGACGCUCUUUAGGUUGCUCAAGAGAAAGAUUUAAGGUGAUGGGACGCCCCGUUUUAUAGUGGGUUCCGAACCUCGUAAACUGGCUGUUGAGAAUUACUCGUAUAUUUCUGUCCAAACAAGAUGACUUGGAAAAUGUGAAGCCAAAUGCCAUCGUGGUUUGCAAAAAAAAAAAAAAAUCAUCAAUUUUUAUAACAUGGCAUGUUAUUAUUUAUUAAAAUAAAGGUAUUACGAAAAUAACUACUCAUUUUGUGCAGUAAUUUUUUAUGACACUGUAGUAAUGACUAAUUUGAAUUACUUUAAAUACCUUGACCCCUCUCUCACCAAAUGUGCAAUUUGAAAAUUAAUAUGUUAGGUAAUUAUUUUUAAUGUGUUUUUUAUACUCUACAACAGUGCUCAAAGUUUUCAUUCAAUUUUAAAAAUAUUAUAUUAAUUAUUGGGAUUAAGGUAUUAAUUACCUUUUUAUACAAUUUUAACUGUAUAUAUGUACAUAAUGCAUUUUUUAAUACCACUACAUAAAUUAAGUAACUGUAGAGUACAAUUUAAAACGUGUUCAUUUUUUAAAAUUACCUCAUUGCAUGCCUGAAAUACCUCAUUUUAUUAUUUCUUCAUUGAAAUGUGACUAGUUUUAACCAUUUCAAUGGAAAGGUGAUUUGCUGAAUCACUAUACAGCUGCAUUUCUGUUUAAAUCUCUGGAAUUUUAAAUUAUCAGGAAAAUUGCUGUAAUUCUUAACUUAUCUGAUGCUAACUGACAUGUAGAAUACCACACAUUGACAAACAUAUUCGUGCCUAUGGUGUCAGGUUUCCUUUGGUCUUUUUUUUCUUUUUUUUUUUGUAUAAAUACUUUUCUAGGGAACAUAACAGAUAUUUAUUUCUUUGUUUUAAAAUUGGUUUCAAAUCUUCAUGAGCUAUUUUCACUGAACCAGGAUUUUGGUGUGGCUUUGUACUGGGAUGAAGUAAAAAAAAAACAGGUUUUAUUGGAAUUUAAGAUAUUUGUUUGGAUGUUAUUAGAUGUACAUAUGUAAAUAGUAUUUGUACAUAUAAAUAUAUAAAUUUUAAUUCCUUAUGUGUUGGUUAUGUUUGCUUGAAAAUUGAUAUUUUAGGUAAACCAUUAGAAAAUAUUGUACACCUUAUUAAAUGUUUAGGAACACUGUUAGGCUUCUUUUUUUUUUUUGUAGUUAAACUUCACUAGCAUCCAACUUUUUUUUUAUUUUAUCCAUUCUUAUUAUUUCAUGUGUAUAUUUUUAAGUAUGAUAUGUGUGAUAUUCUGAUAUUAAAUAAAUAUCAAACAGAAAGCUGUCUGUGAGUCAAGACUGAGCUAUUGACACCAUUAUUACUUAAUGUUAGUCUCUUUGGUGUGGUUCUUAGCUGGAAUGUUUUUAUGACUUAAAUACGAAAAAAAAAUCUUCUAACUUCAAAAUUUUUAUUUUACGUGUAGUUAUAUACAUUGAUCAUAUAAUGUUAUUCUAUGGUAGAUGCCACUUCAUACAAUAUUAUAAGUUUGAACUUAUCAUAUUUUAUGUAAUUUAUAGCUGUACAGUGAAUACUUUAUCUAUUCUUUUUUUUUAUAAAAUAACCUAUUUAUCUCUAAAUGCCUUCAAGGGGUUAACUGUUAUUUAAUCCUUGGUGAAAAAAUACCCUAUUCAUUUUUAAGUUAUGUUCACAAAUUUUUAACAAGUUUUACUUUGUAUUACUCAGCUUUAAACUUGUGUAAUUUUUGUUUAUAGCUGUGUGUGUAAAAGAAGUUGUUUUCCUUACACAUUUGUAAAGUUAUAUAUAAGUGUACUGUUAUUAAUAAAAUUUGUUUAAACAUUUUGUAUUUAUCGUGUAAAAAAUAUAUAUGUUUAAAUGUUACAAGUGACAGUUUUCAUUAUUGAUAGUUUCCAGAUACUUUACUUAUAAGUUGCUGAGAGCUGCUUAGAUUUUUUAUAAAUCGUUUAGAACUGGUUCGAUUGUUAAAUCAUGAUCAAUAUUUUAAAUAAUCUGCAAAUUAUUUUCUAUAUUAUUUUAUAAGAAUUUAUGUUUAUCUAAAAAAAAAUUCAGUUUGAGUAUAUACUUAUAAAAUUAUAGAUGUGUUUUUAAGAAAAAAGAUAUAACAUUAAUUGUAUUCAUUUUCUGUCUUUAUUUGUAUUUGUUUUAUUUUUGUAACUUUGUCAGGACUCUACAAUGAGCAUUGAGCAUGUUACAUAUGAUAUACUAUAUACUUCAUGUUACAUUUUUAAUGUCAUUCAAAAUUCUUUGUUAUUAUGUGUGUCAAUUAAGACAAAACACAUUACAAAACUUACAAAUUACUAAUGUUGCUGCUGAAAUAAGUGUGGAAUUCAUUCAUAAUGGUUAGCAUGUAGACUUACUGGUGAUUUUUUUUUUUUUUACUAUUUAUGGUUUUUUGUUUAAAAUAAUCUUAACAGCUACAAAUGUGUAGUAUUGAUGCUAUUGUCAGAUUGAUAUUAUUGUCAGAAGCACAUGGAAGUAUGCACUAAGAAAUAAUUGAACCUCUAGUCGUACCUAAUACCAGAGUGUAGUGUCUAAACUGUGCCCAUUUCUUGUCUUAAUGUAAAACAAAAUCCCUUAAUUUGUCUGCUCAUUACCCUUACUCUCAUAAUCUAUUGUUUCCUAUUUAUGUAUUAGGCAUUGACAUUAUUUUAUAUGUUUUGUAUGUAAAUAACACUAAAAUAAAAAUUGUAAUAUAAAUUGA